AUGCUUAAAUUUCAACCCAUAGGACCUUUACAAUUAAUAAAACCAGUUUAUCCUCAUCCAUAUAUACCUCAGUUACCAGGUUUUUUUAAUAUAAAUGAAAAAAUAUAUGCAAAGGAUUUUAAAAAAGAUAAUUGGAUACCAGGUAUCAUCGUUAAAAGAACAGGACCAAUGACGUUUUUAGUUGAAACUAAAUUAGGGGUAUGGAGAAGACAUAUUAAUCAGUUAAAACAUAGGUUCGACAACUCAGAAUUAAAAAAUAGAGAGAAGGCAAGAGAAGAAGAAACGAUGCAAACUACACCAGAAAUGAAUGAAAAUGAGCCCAUACAAAACUCAAUGACUAAAGACAUUGAUCCUAUACACGAAUUGGUGACCAAAGACAUUGACCCAAUACAAGACUCAAUAAACAAAGACACCAUCAUAAAUGAUAAGAUGAAAAUCGACAGUAAUGAGCAAACGGUGGUAGAGAACGAAAGUACAAGCAGCCGUUAUCCAAAACGGAUAAGAAAACAAUUUAUACCGUUUCAAAUCGAGAGCCCAAAAAAGGAGAGAAUAGAUGUAAUAGAAACAAUUAGCCUCAAAGGCAAUUAA
This is a messenger RNA of Gordionus sp. m RMFG-2023, 588 nucleotides long. RefSeq lists its product as uncharacterized. Lineage: Eukaryota; Metazoa; Nematomorpha; Gordioida; Chordodea; Parachordodidae. The transcript has a single exon. The coding region runs from base 1 to 588 and encodes 195 amino acids. The record is from RefSeq and is a predicted model, not a curated record.